AUGGUUAACUCGGCGAUUCGGGCGUUCUCCCUUCCUGAGCGUCGAUUUGCUGGUGCUUCGUUGGGUGAUAUCUCGUACGAUGAUCCGCAUUCAAUCAAACCCACUAGUGUUCGUUGGUUUUACAAGGACGAAACUUCAAAAAAAUGGGUUCCUUUUAGUGGGUAUGACUCGCUCCUCAUCGAAUUUACUUACCUUAAUCUUCUGAAAACUCAUGAAUCUGUGCAGUCCGUUGGUGCUGUGGAUACCUUCAAACCCCUUCUCGUUCGAGAAGGUCUCUACGAGGUCGAUAUCGUUGCUAAUCACUGCUAUCCUGUGUAUUGGGAGUCUCCCACUGGCCCAACUGACAUAUUGCGUGGAACUUGGUUUAAAGACCCCGGCGGACCAAAUUGUGUUCCCAUCGAAGAUGAAACAAUGCUAAAGCAGCUCGAAUCCGCAUAUGCUUUGCUUAGUCAGCGGCUCUCUGAUACAGAAUCAUUGCCAUCUGAAGUUGUUUCACCAAAUUUUGAUAGUGAAGAUGAAGUAGGUGCUGAAACUGCGUCUUCAAUCACCUCUCUUUUUUCCGCUUCUUCGAAGCCAGCAUGCAAGUAUUGUUUCAUUAUUGCCUUUUAUUUGAACAAACGUCAUUCUGAUCAACGCCUUUCACUUUACAAUGCUCUGGACAAUGUUUUUACUGCCUAG
Messenger RNA from Hydatigera taeniaeformis, 678 nucleotides. The record is from the annotation of a GenBank genome assembly. NCBI's taxonomy places the organism in Eukaryota, Metazoa, Platyhelminthes, Cestoda, Cyclophyllidea, Taeniidae.